This is a messenger RNA of Cryptotermes secundus, 1585 nucleotides long. Its product is annotated as dipeptidase 1. Lineage: Eukaryota; Metazoa; Arthropoda; Insecta; Blattodea; Kalotermitidae. Gene Ontology annotation, biological process: proteolysis. Bases 89 to 1399 code for a protein of 436 amino acids. The transcript is spliced from 12 exons. Gene Ontology annotation, molecular function: metallodipeptidase activity. The record is from RefSeq and is a predicted model, not a curated record.
GAGUCGUGGGCAGAUCAGAAACAAGGUGUCGCAACUAAUGAACUAGCCGUUUCUUCACAGCGAACGAUUCCGAGCCGCAGAGGGAGAUAUGUGGGUGCAAGCUGUUGUGCUGAUCUUGAUGCUGGCCGCCAGAGGGACAGCAGGCUUCUCUAUCAAGCGAUCCGCACGUGGAUCUGACGUUCUCUACAAAGUGCCUCUCAUUGACGGCCACAAUGACCUACCGUACAACCUGAGAUCCCAUCUCAAGAAUCAACUGGCCAACUUCAACUUCUCGGCUAAUUUGUCGUCCGACGCUUACUGGAGUGAAGUGGCUUCAUCAUUCACAGACCUGCCGAGACUGCGUGCAGGACGAGUAGGGGCUCAGUUCUGGGUAGCUUUCGUGGGCUGCAGUUCUCAGUUCAAGGAUGCUGUAGAACAAACGCUGGAGCAAAUAGACGUCAUCAAGCGCCUUGUUCGCGAGUAUCCAGACGAUCUACACUACGCAACCUCGGCUGAAGAUAUAUGGGAAGCCUUCAAUAGCGGUAAAAUUGCCAGUUUCGUAGCUGUAGAAGGCGGUCAUUCACUCGAUAAUCGACUGGCGAUGCUGAGGCUCAUGUAUGAACUUGGCGCUCGCUACGUCACUCUGACGCAUUCGUGCAACACUCCCUGGGGCGAUGCUUCACCGGCGGACGACAUAAAUUCUGGAACACCUGCAGAACACAAUGGCCUCACUGACUAUGGAAAAACCAUGGUGAAGGAGAUGAACCGGCUGGGCAUGAUGGUGGACCUGUCCCACGUCUCUCACAAUGUCAUGAUCGACGCCAUUAACGUGUCGGUGGCUCCCGUCAUAUUCUCGCACUCCUCCGCCUAUGCGAUAUGCAACCACCAUCGCAACGUGAGAGACGACGUGCUGGAACUGAUGCCUGGCAACGGUGGGAUCGUAAUGGUGAACUUCUAUUCUGGAUUUGUCAACUGCAAGAGCGCAGCUGAAGCAACUCUGGAAGACGUUGUCGCACACAUUAACCAUAUCCGCACUGUAGCUGGAGUGGACCAUGUGGGGAUUGGUAGCGACUAUGACGGUGUAGACAAAGUGCCAGCCGGCCUCGAAGACGUGUCUAAGUACCCAGAUUUGUUCGACCGUCUUGCAGACAGCCGUCCGGGGGAGCCCACUUGGGGUACAGAGGACCUCGAGAAACUUGCAGGCCUCAACCUCAUAAGAGUUCUAGAGGAAGUCGAGAAGGUUCGAGACCAGCUGGCAGCCGAAGGUGUGGAACCAUAUGAGGAUCUCAUGCCCAGAUCUGAUCUCGGCAAUAAUGAUGGCUGCAUAACCGACUCAUUUUCUUUCUUGAAGUCGCCGCAAGUGGGUAUCGAUUUCGGCCAGUUGACGCCUCGCCGUUUUUCUCAUGGCAUUUGUGAUUGAAGUUCAGUACCAAAAUUAUUAAAAUAAAAUAUGAAGUCUAUGGUAUGUGUUUGAAAAGCAUCAUUGAUCAACAAAGUUAUAUGUAAGUUUAUUAUAACAUAUUUCAAUACAAUCUGUAAAAUAUGUUAUGGGAUGUACCGGAAUAUACAGAAUAUUUCAUUUACGGCCUUACUGAAAUUACACUUU